AUGGAAGAGCGGGCGGCAGCCAAAGCCGAGGAGGCACGGCGCCGGCGCGAGGCAGAACUUCGCAGGGCCAGGAAGAAGGAGCAGAUGGCCAGGGACCCAAAGCGAAAGGUUGCACUGAAGAUUGAAAACAAAAGGCGGUUCUCUGGACAUGAGGAGGAUGAGGAGGAUGCCAAGAAAGAGAAGGAUGCUAUUCCUUUGAGGAAGUACGAGGUGUAUGGCGAAAGUGGACCAGAGAAGGUGAACAUAGUUGACAUAUUGUGCCCUGGCAGUAAGAUCCGGGGUGGAUUCUUCAUCUGCCAAGCCUUUGCAGAAGCUGAGGAAAAUCCAGAGCCAGUGUGA
Symbiodinium natans is the source of this 339-nucleotide messenger RNA. The record is from the annotation of a GenBank genome assembly. NCBI's taxonomy places the organism in Eukaryota, Dinophyceae, Suessiales, Symbiodiniaceae.